Molecule: messenger RNA, 1065 nt
Organism: Peniophora sp. CBMAI 1063
Lineage: Eukaryota; Fungi; Basidiomycota; Agaricomycetes; Russulales; Peniophoraceae
Source: the annotation of a GenBank genome assembly
AUGGCGCCGAAAUCCUGUGCUUUAUGUCAUAACGCCAAAGCGAUCCUGAAACGACCAAAGACCGGUCAACAGAUCUGCAAGGACUGUUUCUUCUUCGUGUUUGAGGAGGAAGUCCACAAUACUAUCACCGAAGCGCAACUAUUCAAGACUGGAGACCGUGUAGCCAUAGGAGCCUCUGGAGGCAAAGACUCGACUGUACUUGCAUACGUUAUGAAGGCGCUCAACGAGCGGUAUAAUUACGGCCUGGAUCUAUAUCUGCUGUCCAUAGACGAAGGUAUCACUGGUUACCGAGACGACAGCCUAGAGACAGUCAAGCGCAACCGGGACCAGUACGCUAUCCCCUUGAAGAUCUUAUCAUACGACGAAUUAUAUGGCUGGACGAUGGAUCGCAUCGUAGAGACUAUUGGGAAGCGCAACAAUUGCACGUUCUGCGGGGUGUUUAGAAGGCAGGCUUUGGAUCGCGGCGCCGCAGCAUUGGACGUCGACCACAUCGUCACCGGUCACAACGCAGACGACAUUGCGGAGACAGUCUUGAUGAACAUCAUGCGUGGUGAUAUCGCGCGCCUGGGACGAUGUACACAGAUCUGCACCCAGGGCGAAGACACCAUUCGACGUAGCAAGCCGUUCAAGUACGCGUACGAGAAAGAAAUUGUGAUGUAUGCGUACUUUAAGAAGCUCGACUACUUCUCGACCGAGUGCAUAUACUCACCCGAUGCGUACCGCGGCCACGCACGCGCUUUCCUCAAGGAUCUUGAGGCGGCAAGGCCGAGCGCUAUUAUCGACAUCAUCCACUCUGGUGAAGCGUUCGAGGUCAGGGAGGAGGUGAAGGCCACACAGAAGAGCCAGCAGACAUGCAAGCGGUGCGGGUAUAUGUCCAGCAACGAGCUGUGUAAGGCAUGUACGCUGUUAGAGGGCCUGGAGCGCGGGAUGGCGUCGGCGGCAGUGACAGAUCGUGCGCGCAAGAAGAUGGAUGCAGAAGGGCCUGCACCGACAGACCUGCGUACCAUACCCGUAUUCCAUAGACAGGCAUCAGGCACGCCUAUAGCCUUGGAGGCGUCCGCGUAA